GCCAGCCAGAGCUUGUGGGGGACUUCAGGGUAGAGUGAAGGAAUGUGCUCUCGCUUGUGUGGAUAGAUGGCUGAGGUGGGGUGAGCUGGUGACAUGAAAGGACAUCAGAAGAGGCCAGAUUUCAACAAGAAAAACUUAGGCUUCAUUGGAUUCCCACAUCAAAGAAAAGCUGAAAGCUUUCAGAAAGAGCUUUGCUUUGAUGAUAAAGAAGAGCCUGCCAACCACAGGAGAGGCCUUGAUGCCAAGUGUCUAGCUGCACUCCCUAAAGUUGCGGAAUUAAGAAAAAUCUUCGAGCCAAAGAGAAAAGACUUUUUAGAGAUGAAAAGAAAAGAAAGAAUUGCCAGGCGCUUAGAAGGAAUAGAAAAUGACCCCCAGCCCAUCCUGUUGCAGAGCUGCACAGGGCUAGUGACUCACCGACUGCUGGAGGAAGACACACCCAGAUACAUGCGCGCCACAGACCCUGCCAGCCCUCACACUGGGCGCUCUAAUGAAGAGGAAGACACUCCUGGGUCUUCCUUAGAAAAACAAACUCCAUCUAAGUACUGUUCAGAAACCUCGGGCAUCCAUAGUUCAAGCUCCAUGGAUACCCACAGUCUGGAGUCCAAAGCAGAAAGGAUCGCAAGGUACAAAGCAGAGAGGAGGCGACAGCUGGCAGAAAAGUAUGGGCUGACCCUGGACCCUGAAGCUGACUCGGAAUACUUGUCUCGAUAUUCCAAGUCUCGGAAGGACCCAGAUGCAGGUGAGAGACGAGGAAAAGGUGACAAGCAGGAAGAACCGAGCAAGGAUAUCAGUUCUUUGCACUCCAGGGCAGAGCCAGGUCCCAGGACCAGCUUGAUAGAGUCCCAGGACCGCGCCUCUCUGGGGAGCAACAUGUCUGACCAGGAGCUACUACUCAACUUGGAGAACCAGCGGCGAGUCCAAGAGCCCCCAGUUGCAGAAGAUGGUUCCCCUGCCUUCUUUUCUGAACGAGGCACCUCCUUCCCUGAAGUGCCAAGGUCCCCAAAGCAGAUGUACAACUCACCACUGCAACAGCCAGCCCCCAGUGACCUGCCAGUGCCCACGGAGGCCCGUGCCAGGUACCCUUCGGGUUCAGAGGUGCCAAUGGUUGAGGAUGAAGAAAAGGUAGAUGAACGGGCCAAGCUGAGUGUCGCUGCCAAGAGACUGCUUUUCAGGGAAAUGGAGAAAUCAUUUGAUGAACACAACGUCCCAAAGAGACGUUCCAGAAACUCGGCUGUGGAGCAAAGGCUGCGCCGCCUACAGGACCGCUCUCACACCCAGCCCAUCACCACGGAGGAAGUGGUCAUCGCAGCCACUGAACCUAUCCCUGCUUCGUGUUCUGGGGUCACCCACCCUGUAAUGGCGAGACUUCCUAGCCCCACUGUAGCUAGAAGCACUGUGCAGCCUGCCAGGUUACAGGCUCACCAAAAGGCUUUAGCCAGGGGCCAGGCAAAUGAGGGCAGAGAGUCUGCUGAACCAGGCGAACCUGAUUCCUCCACUCUGAGCUUAGCAGAGAAAUUGGCCUUGUUUAACAAAUUGUCCCAGCCAGUCUCCAAAGCCAUUUCCACCAGAAACAGAAUAGAUGUGCGACAGAGAAGGAUGAACGCAAGGUAUCAAACUCAGCCGGUCACACUUGGAGAGGUGGAACAGGUGCAGAGUGGGAAGCUCAUCUCUUUCUCCCCCACUGUGAACACAUCUGUUUCUACCAUGGCCUCUGCAGUUGCUCCAACAUAUGCAGGGGACCUUCGGACGAAGCCGUCUGCUGACGAUGGUGCGAGUACCACUGACUAUAAGUUUCCUUCUCCCGUGGAAAAUGCAGACUCUCCAGUAAAAAGCAUUCUGAAACCACAAGCCUGGCGGCCUUUGGCAGAGCCCAGUGGGAGCAAAGGAAUGCUGGGGGAGUCUGGAGAGACAGAAAGCAAGAGCACUCUGACUGCGGUAGACAGUGCUGUUCAAUCAUACAGAGCCUUUGAGGAGGAAGCCGAGCCCUCCUACCCCAUCCUUGGCAAAGUCAGAGAGAGCGAUGGCCAGAAGGAGCCUAAGCACGCCAUUCUAAGGAGGGGAAGCUUAGAACUAGGUAAUCCUCCUGUCUGUCACCUUGACGAUGAGCUGAAGGAAUCUUCCACUGCUAAAAGCAGUUUGCAAGAGAAUCUAGACCUGAAGGACAAGCAGACCUCAGAGGAGGACGUAGAUGUGGAGACUGUCAUGAGAAAGUUCUCACUCAAAGCAGCAGAGUUUGGAGAGCCUUCUUCUGAGCAGACAGAGCUGGCUUCUGGGAAAGCAUCUAUUCAGACGGCAACCUCAGGGUCCUGGAAGCAGCAGGAUUCCUCUGAACAGCUAGCAGAGAAGCUCUUCAAGAACCCCUGUGCCAUGUUUGCUACAGGAGAGGUCAAAGUGCCAGUGGGAGAGACUUUCCUGGAUUCACCCAGCAAAACCAUGUCAAUCAAAGAAAGGCUGGCGCUGUUGAAGAAGAGUGGCGAGGAAGACUGGAAGAACAGAUUGAUUCGGAAGCAGGAGUAUGGCAAAGCCACCAGCGGCCUGCACAUCCAGGAGGUAGAGCAGUCCCUGAGGAAGGAAGAAGGAGGAUUUACAGAUGAUAAUGCCAUUUCUAAUCUGCUUUGGAGGGUCACAGAAAGUCGAGAGAGCCAGAUGACGAUUGAGGAGAGGAAACACCUCAUCACCGUGCGAGAGGAAGCGUGGAAGACGAAGGGCAGAGGUGCUGCCAAUGACUCCACGCAGUUCACCGUGGCAGGAAGAAUGGUGAAGAAAGGCCUGGCAUCACCCACAGCCAUAACUCCAGUCUCAUCCCCUCUCUGCAGCAAAUCAAGGGGCACCACCCCAGUUUCUAAGCCCCUGGAAGAUAUUGAAGCUAGACCAGACAUGCAGCUGGAAUCGGACCUGAAGUUGGACAGGCUGGAGACCUUUCUAAGGAGGCUGAACAACAAAGUUGCUGGGAUGCAGGAGACAGUUCUCACAGUUACUGGGAAAUCUGUCAAGGAGGUGAUGAAGUUGGAUGAUGAUGAGACCUUUGCCAAAUUCUACCGCAGCAUGGAUCACAAUAUGCCUAGAAGUCCUGUGGAGCUGGAGGAGGACUUUGAUGUCAUUUUUGAUCCUUAUGCUCCCAAGUUGACAUCUUCUGUGGCAGAGCACAAGCGCUCCGUUAGGCCUAAGCGCCGGGUCCAGGCUUCUAAGAACCCUCUCAAAUUGCUGGCAGCAAGAGAUGAUCUCCUUCAGGAAUACACGGAGCAAAGGCUAAACGUUGCCUUCAUGGAGUCCAAGCGGAUGAAAGUGGAAAAGAUGUCAUCCAAUUCCAACUUCUCAGAAGUGACUCUGGCAGGCCUAGCCAGUAGGGAGAACUUCAGCAGCAUCAACCUGCGCAGUGUCAACCUAAUGGAGCAGAACUCCAACAACAGUGCCGUGCCCUACAAGAAGCUCAUGCUGUUGCAGAUUAAAGGUAGAAGACACGUGCAGACAAGGCUGGUGGAACCUCGAGCCUCGUCACUCAACAGUGGGGACUGCUUCCUUCUGCUCUCUCCCCAGUACUGCUUCCUGUGGGUAGGAGAGUUCUCAAAUGUCAUCGAGAAGGCAAAGGCAUCUGAACUUGCAACAUUAAUUCAGACAAAGAGGGAGCUUGGUUGUAGAGCUACAUAUAUCCAGACAAUUGAGGAAGGAAUUAACACACAUACCCAUGCAGCCAAAGACUUCUGGAAGCUCCUGGGUGGCCAGACCAGUUACCAGUCUGCCGGGGACCCAAAAGAAGAUGAACUGUAUGAGACAGCCAUCAUAGAAACAAACUGUGUCUACCGCCUGACAGACGACAAACUUGUCCCUGAUGAUGACUACUGGGGAAAGAUUCCGAAGUGCUCCCUUCUGCAGUCCAAAGAGGUCCUGGUGUUUGACUUUGGAAGUGAAGUUUACGUGUGGCAUGGGAAGGAAGUCACGUUAGCACAACGGAAAAUAGCAUUCCAGCUGGCCAAGCACUUGUGGAAUGGAACCUUUGACUAUGAGAAUUGUGACAUCAACCCACUGGACCCUGGAGAGUGCAACCCGCUCAUUCCCAGGAAAGGGCAAGGACGACCUGACUGGGCCAUAUUUGGGAGAGUUACGGAGCACAAUGAGACUAUUCUGUUCAAAGAGAAAUUCCUCGACUGGACAGAACUGAAGAGACCUACCGAGAAGAAUUCUGGGGAAGUUGUCCAGCAGAAGGAUGAUCCUAGGGCUGACAUCAAACCCUAUGAUGUAACACGAAUGGUGGCAACGCCCCAGGUGACAGCCAGCACCAUCCUAGAUGGGGUGAACGUUGGCCGUGGCUAUGGCCUGGUGGAAGGAGAUGACAGGAGACAGAUUGAGAUCGCCACCGUCUCUGUAGAUGUGUGGCACAUUCUGGAAUUCGACUACAGCCGGCUCCCCAGGCAGAGCAUUGGGCAGUUUCACGAGGGGGAUGCCUAUGUAGUCAAAUGGAAGUACAUGGCGAGCACAGCAGUGGGAAGCCGACAGAAGGGAGAGCACCCGGCGCGAGUGGCUGGCAAAGAGAAAUGCGUGUAUUUCUUCUGGCAAGGCCGCCACUCAACUGUGAGUGAGAAGGGAACAUCUGCUCUGAUGACGGUGGAGCUGGAUGAAGAAAGGGGGGCCCAGGUCCAGGUCCUGCAGGGAAAGGAGCCUCCCUGUUUCCUUCAGUGUUUCCAGGGAGGUAUGGUGGUGCACUCUGGACGAAGGGAAGAGGAAGAAGAAAAUGUGCAAAGUGAAUGGAGGCUGUAUUGUGUUCGAGGAGAGGUGCCCAUGGAAGGGAACUUGCUGGAGGUGGCCUGUCAUUGCAGCAGCCUGAGGUCCAGGACUUCCAUGGUAGUUCUGAACAUAAACAAGGCCCUCAUUUACUUGUGGCAUGGAUGCAAAGCUCAGGGCCACACGAAGGAGGUUGGAAGAACCGCUGCGAACAAAAUCAAGGAACAAUGUCCCCUGGAAGCAGGAUUGCACAGCAGCAGCAAUGUGACAAUACAUGAGUGUGACGAAGGAUCCGAGCCCCUGGGAUUCUGGGACGCUUUGGGAAGGAGGGACAGAAAGGCAUAUGACUGCAUGCUUCAAGAUCCUGGGAGUUUUAACUUCGCGCCCCGCCUGUUCAUCCUCAGCAGCUCCUCUGGAGACUUCUCGGCGACAGAGUUCGUGUACCCUGCGCGAGCGCCCUCUGCCGUCAGCUCCAUGCCUUUCCUGCAAGAGGAUCUAUACAGCGCGCCCCAGCCAGCACUCUUCCUUGUUGACAAUCACCAUGAGGUGUACCUCUGGCAAGGCUGGUGGCCCACUGAGAACAAGAUAACUGGCUCUGCCCGCAUUCGCUGGGCCUCAGACCGGAAGAGCGCCAUGGAGACCGUCCUGCAGUAUUGCCGAGGAAAGAAUCUCAAAAGGCCACCCCCCAAGUCUUACCUUAUCCAUGCUGGGCUAGAGCCCCUGACGUUCACCAACAUGUUUCCCAGCUGGGAGCACAGAGAGGACAUCGCUGAGAUCACAGAAAUGGAUACUGAAGUUUCCAACCAGAUCACCCUGGUGGAAGAUGUCUUAGCCAAGCUCUGUAAAACCAUCUAUCCACUGGCAGAUCUGCUUGCCAGGCCACUCCCAGAGGGGGUAGACCCUCUGAAGCUUGAGAUUUAUCUCACAGAUGAAGACUUUGAGUUUGCACUCGACAUGACCAGAGAUGAAUUCAACGCACUGCCCACCUGGAAGCAAGUGAACCUGAAGAAAGCAAAGGGGCUAUUCUGAGGGUGAAAUGGCAGGUUGCCACCAAGAGGUCACUUCUGAUGUCCCUAGACCAGAAAACGGAUUUAUUUUAUUUUAUUUUAUUUUUUUUUUUUUGGACUGGUAUUUUUUUCUGUCAAAGAAGAAAGUAUUUUCGAAUCAGACUUUUUCCAAACCUGACCUUAUUAACUCUGCAGUUUGUCCAGGAGUUGAGCAUUUUGUAAAUGUGUAGGAGUCGUUCUUUUCCAUGGUUCAGGUAAACUGAGAAAUGCAUCUCUUCCGUUCACUCAGCCGAGUGCUGCCUCAGCAGCCACUGCAACCCUGCCCUCCUGUUCUAGCUCAGCAUUACCUUUUUUAAAGCAAUUCUCUUUAUAAAGUGUUAUUUUGAUAGUUUGUGGAUUCUAAAUAUAUAUAUAUAUUUAUAUAAACACCAUAUAAAUCAAAUAUGUAUUUAACAAAGCAAUAUGCAUUCAUUCACUUUCAAGUUUUUUCCUUUGGUGUCAAAACAUUAUUACAAGGUAGACAGAGUCGCUUCUGUUGAGUUAUGCCGGCUACCAGUCUGUUGUCUGGUGUGUUAUCCGUCCCAUCCCCCACCCCCAACCCCUAUAUUCCCCCUCCCCCAUGCUCAGGAGUGCCUCCUUCAGCCUUAGGUUUGGCUUGUGUUGAGUUCUGCUUCCGGUGCUAAAGCGAAAAAAACUUCCUUCCCAGUGUGGACUCUGAAGAAAUCUAUGUGAAUCAACCUUUCUACCUUAAUAUCUCCCCCAGAAAUGUAUAGUGCCUUGUUUUAUGUACAGUUUAUAUACAGAAAAGUUUGCUCUGCUUUUUUUGAUGCUGGUUUGGAACAUUAUCUAUGGUUUUAUUUUCAAACAGUAGAAAUAAAAACAUCUCAAUUUCUCA
Phodopus roborovskii (desert hamster) is the source of this 6621-nucleotide messenger RNA. RefSeq names its product supervillin (gene Svil). The coding region runs from base 94 to 5748 and encodes 1884 amino acids. The record is from RefSeq and is a predicted model, not a curated record. Gene Ontology annotation, cellular component: actin cytoskeleton; cytoplasm. Gene Ontology annotation, biological process: barbed-end actin filament capping; actin filament severing; actin polymerization or depolymerization. The transcript has 36 exons. Gene Ontology annotation, molecular function: actin filament binding; phosphatidylinositol-4,5-bisphosphate binding. NCBI's taxonomy places the organism in Eukaryota, Metazoa, Chordata, Mammalia, Rodentia, Cricetidae.